Messenger RNA from Ornithorhynchus anatinus (platypus), 3581 nucleotides. It is a transcript of the gene SLC35C1, whose product is annotated as solute carrier family 35 member C1. The record is from RefSeq and is a predicted model, not a curated record. Gene Ontology annotation, biological process: GDP-fucose import into Golgi lumen; protein O-linked glycosylation via fucose. Gene Ontology annotation, molecular function: antiporter activity. The transcript has 3 exons. The coding region runs from base 430 to 1491 and encodes 353 amino acids. Lineage: Eukaryota; Metazoa; Chordata; Mammalia; Monotremata; Ornithorhynchidae. Gene Ontology annotation, cellular component: Golgi apparatus.
UGCGGUGCAGCUCCGGGGCUUUGCAGGUGCAGCUCCGGGGCCUGGCGGUGCAGCUCCGGGGCUUUGCAGGUGCAGCUCCGGAGCCUUGCAGGUGCAGCUCCGGGGCUUUGCAGGUGCAGCUCCGGGGCUUGGCGGUGCAGCCCCGGGGCUUUGCAAGGGCAGCUCCGGGGCCUUGCAGUGCCGCUCCGAGGCUUUGCAGUGCAGCUCCGAGGCUUUGCAGGUACAGCUCCGGGGCUUAGCAGGUGCGGCCGCGGAGCUUAGCAAGUGCAGCCCCGGGGCUUUGCAGCUGCAGCUCCGGGGCUUUGCAGCUGCAGCUCCGGAGCCUUGCGGGUGCAGCUUCGAGGUCUGGCAGGUUGCAGCCCCGUCGGGAGGGAGCUGAGCGGAGGGCCGCUAGCCCGGACCCCCCUGAAGCGCUCCGGGAUCCUGAGGAUGGCCCUGACGGGUGACUCGGACCCCCCCGGGGAGGAGGAGGAUGACCCCGGCAAGGAGAAGCCCUUCCUCCUGCGGGCCUUGCAGAUCGCCCUGGUGGUGUCCCUGUACUGGUUCGUCUCCAUCACCAUGGUCUUCCUGAACAAGUACCUGCUGGACAGCCCCUCCCUCCGCCUGGACGCCCCCCUCUUCGUCACUUUCUACCAGUGCCUGGUGACGGUCCUGCUGUGCAAGGGGCUCAGUGUGCUGGCCCUUUGCUUCCCGGGCACCCUGGACUUCCCGUCCGUGCGCAUGGACCCGAAGGUGUCCCGCGGCAUCCUGCCCCUCUCCCUGGUCUUCAUCGGCAUGAUCAGCUUCAACAACCUCUGCCUCAAGUACGUGGGGGUCGCCUUCUACAACGUGGGCCGCUCCCUCACCACCGUCUUCAACGUCCUGCUCUCCUACCUGCUGCUGAAGCAGACCACCUCUCUCUACGCGCUGCUCACCUGCGGGGUCAUCAUCGGGGGCUUCUGGCUGGGCGUGGACCAGGAAGGGGCAGAAGGUACCUUGUCGUGGACGGGCACCCUGUUUGGAGUGCUGGCCAGCCUCUGUGUCUCGCUCAAUGCCAUCUUCACCAAAAAGGUGCUCCCGGCCGUGGAUGGUAGCAUCUGGCGCCUGACCUUCUACAACAACGUCAACGCCUGCAUCCUCUUCCUGCCCCUCCUCCUGCUGCUGGGGGAGCUUCACACUCUCGCCGCCUUCGACAAGCUGGCCAGCGCCCACUUCUGGGGCAUGAUGACCCUGGGGGGGCUCUUCGGCUUUGCCAUCGGCUACGUGACCGGCCUGCAGAUCAAGUUCACCAGCCCCCUGACCCACAACGUGUCCGGGACGGCCAAGGCCUGCGCUCAGACGGUGCUGGCGGUCCUGUCCUACGAGGAGACCAAGAGCUUCCUCUGGUGGACGAGUAACAUGAUGGUGUUGGGGGGCUCUUCGGCCUACACCUGGGUCAAGGGGCUGGAGAUGAAGAAGGCACAGGAGGAGCCCGGCCCCAAAGCUGGGGAGAAGGGCGAGACUGGGGUCUGAGCCCACUCCCUAGCCCCACAAAGGGUCGAGUCUGGGCCGGUCCCAGGUCGGGGUAGAGGAAGAGGGAAAUACUCAGGGGUAUGAAGGAAGGUGGGGGAAGGUAUUGUCUGUGGAUGCGGAGACCUUGGCUCGUAGGGGGUUUGACUGAAGUCUGGGCUCUGGACCAGAAGGCUGCUAGGGUGGAGUUGAGGGAGUUGAUGUGGAGGAGGGGGCUGUCCUUUGUUUUGUUUUUUUUUUUUUAAAAGCACCGUUGGAAAUCUACCAGCUUCCUUUCGAGCCCUUCUCCCCACUGCCAUCACCCUGGGAGAAGGGACCGGUGGGGAACAUUCCACUUGGGAAGCAAAUUGGGUCAAACAUAAGGGCUGGUUCACAUGGUGCAACCUGGAGUAAAAGGGCGUUCUCCAGGUACCGGUCUGCUUUGUCCGCAAGUCAGUCGGUCAGUCGACCGUGUUUAUUGAGCACUUACUGUGUGCGGAACGCCGUCCUUAGCUCUUGAGAGAGCUUCCUUGCUGCUCUCUGGCACGGUGUGCGUGUGUGUGAAUCAGUUUCCCCCACCCCCAGUACACAGGAGUGGCCAUGAUGAGAAUGCAGCAGGGUGCUGGGGGAGUUCAAAUGGGGAGGGGAGGCCAGUGGUGAGCCAGAUGUCGCCAAGCAUGGGCUCCCUGAAGUGAGCGUGGAGUAUUUGCUGGGGGAAUUUGGUGCUGGCAGGGUUAAGUGGCCAAAGGCACAGACACGCACCCAUCGCCCCAGGGCUUCCUUGGCCAGCAGCAAGCUUCUUGUAAGAAGGAAAGCACAAACUUUGUCAGGGGCAGGAAAUGAGGACAGUGUCCACAAAAUGGAAGAGGAGGCGGGGGUGCAUCGGAGAGAGCUGGUGAUUCGUGCGGUCAGGACAUGCCGUAGUUUGGUCGUGAUAUGGGACCCUGAGGAGCAGAGGCAGGAAGGGGCAGUAAUCAGGCCUCCCCACCCACCCCACUCCCCCAAAUCAAACCUGCAGCUCUGUAGGCCUCUGGACCCAGUUCCCGGAAAACCCCAGCCUUGUGGGUAAUGUCCAUGGGCAAAGAUGGCUCCCCUUCCAAGACCGCCCUGGCUGGGGCUGGCAGGCUCUGAGCCUCAGCAUUCAUGAGUUUUGGCCCAUCUGUCCUGGGUGGAAUCCUGGGGGCUGGGGUCCAGGCAAGUGAAGCGCUCAAUUUGUACAUUUCAAGCGCUUAGUACAGUGCUCUGCACAUAGUCGGCGCUCAAUAAAUACUACUGAAUGAAUGAAGCCCUAGGCCAGAGUUGCUGGCUCCAAUAGCAGAUCCCUGAAAAGCCAGCUGAGGUUUCUGCUUGCUACUGCUUUGGAUUAGACUAUGCUGUCAGCUUGAUGUGGCAGGGAAUGUGUCUGCUUAUUGUUAUGUUGUAUUCUCCCAAGUGCUUAGUACAGUGCUGUGCACACAGCGCUCAAUAAAUACGAUUGAAUCAAUGAAUUGGGCGGCUCAGGCCUUACAAGCCUACCACUAAAGCAUGAUCGAGCCUGGGGGGCUUUCCAGAGCAACCCGAAAUCCCCCAGCUGGAUGCUUCAUGUGGAUUUAGGGGACGUGUUCCUGGGUCCAGGCUCCUGAAUCCCAUCACCUGAAAUGCUGCUUUUGCCUAUUUGAGCCCCCAACUUCUGUUCCCCUGAGGAAGCGUUGAGGGGAGGCCCCUCCGAGCCCAGGAGCUGGGCUCAUCCUCCUUCGGUCAAUUCUUUGACCACCCCCCCCCCCACCCCCCCCCCCUCUUGAAACACUAGGGCAUUUUGUACUGUGUCUUUAAGGGAGGAACCCAGGCACUCAGACUCUUAACCCUCUCCAUACACCUUGUCAGUGGCACCGAGGUGGGGUCUCGCACCCAAUCCCCACCUUGCCACCCUCAAUUUGGGUGAUUUUUAUAUUGGAACUGGUGGUGUGUGUCAGUCCGACCCGGUUUACUUGUUGAGCUUGUUUAAUAGAAAAUCAGUGAAUGCCAAGGGGAGGAGAGAGGGAUGGAUGAGACGCUCUAUACCAUUUGAUUAAGAAUUACACAUAAUGGACUGUUUCCUUUUCCUUGUGAUUUAUUAAAAUGCGAUGAUAAUGAUA